Messenger RNA from Morus notabilis, 723 nucleotides. RefSeq lists its product as uncharacterized. The transcript has a single exon. Bases 1 to 723 code for a protein of 240 amino acids. NCBI's taxonomy places the organism in Eukaryota, Viridiplantae, Streptophyta, Magnoliopsida, Rosales, Moraceae. The record is from RefSeq and is a predicted model, not a curated record.
AUGGAGCAAAUGUAUAAUCUGGCCUUAAACAACAGGGGUGGCAACGCCUCAACGGGGCAGGGGGACACCAAGCGACCUAAGCCGCAAAAAUAUGAUGCCUACACCCCUUUAACCAUAGGGAUCGAGGAAAUCUAUCACGAGAUCAGUCACCUCCACGUACAAUGUCGCCCACCACCGCUGAAAUUUGACCCAGUGCGGAGAAACCAAAGCAAGUAUUGCAGGUUUCAUGGCGAGAGUAAGCACACGACCACCGAAUGUUUUGAUCUAAGAGAUGAAGUUGAGAGGCUGAUCCAGGAAGGGAGGCUCAGUGAAUAUCGAGCCGACCGACGGGGCAACAACAGUCGGAGGAACAAUGUCCGACGGGAGGGCCAAAGGCAAAACCAUCCCCUCGAACCUGUCAGCGUAAUAAGGAUAAUUUUUGGAGGGCCAUAUAUUGGCGGUACCUCUCACUGCGCACAGAACGAAUACGUGAGAGAGGCGAAGGAAAAGUUCAACCAAAGGGUUAUGAGUGUGUCCGGUAAAGAGGCGAAGGCUACAAGAUAUGAAGAGGCCGAGAUAACGUUCUUGGAGGCGGACGCAAACGGGGUGCAUUUCCCCCAAAGUGAUGCUCUAGUAAUGGAGGCCAUGAUCGGUAACCACAUGGUCUGCCGCAUCUUAAUGGACAACGGCAGCUCGGUAGACAUUCUAUACGCCGAUUGCCUUGACAAGAUGGGAAUCGCUUGA